Asparagus officinalis (garden asparagus) is the source of this 1901-nucleotide messenger RNA. RefSeq names its product cysteine--tRNA ligase, chloroplastic/mitochondrial-like. The transcript is spliced from 9 exons. The coding region runs from base 113 to 1624 and encodes 503 amino acids. Gene Ontology annotation, cellular component: cytoplasm. The record is from RefSeq and is a predicted model, not a curated record. Gene Ontology annotation, biological process: cysteinyl-tRNA aminoacylation. Gene Ontology annotation, molecular function: cysteine-tRNA ligase activity; ATP binding. Lineage: Eukaryota; Viridiplantae; Streptophyta; Magnoliopsida; Asparagales; Asparagaceae.
UCUUUCUGUCCUCUGAACAUAAUAAAUCUCAGCAGCAAGCUGUUCUCUAUCCGCAGUAAAGCAUCCUCCUCCAUCUCCCCCCCUCAGCAACAAAUUAGGGCUAGGGUUUACGAUGGAGAAUUCAGAGAAGGCGAUGACGCUCAAGAUCUUCAACUCGAUGACGAAGGAGAAGGAGGUUUUCAAGCCCAAGGAAGAAGGGAAAGUGGGGAUGUACGUUUGCGGCGUUACCCCCUACGAUUUCAGCCACAUCGGCCAUGCUAGGGCUUACGUCGCCUUCGAUGUUCUUUACAGGUACCUGAAAUAUUUGGGUUAUGAGGUCAAAUACGUGCGCAACUUUACAGACAUUGAUGACAAGAUCAUUAAAAGAGCAAAUGAAGCAGGUGAAAAUCCAUUAACUUUGAGUGAUCGGUUUUCCAAUGAAUUUCUCCAAGAUAUGGCUGAACUUCAAUGCUUACCUCCUACAUAUGAACCUCGAGUGUCUGAUCACAUGGACCAGAUCAAAGACAUGAUAACUAAGAUUAUUGAUAAUAAAUGUGCCUAUGUUGUUGAGGGAGAUGUUUACUUCUCUGUCGACAACUUUCCCGAUUACUGCUGUUUAUCUAGGCGGAAACUGGAUGAUAACCGUGCAGGUGGGGGUGGUCGUGUCACUGUUGACCCAAGAAAGAAAAAUCCUGCAGACUUUGCUUUAUGGAAGUCAGCAAAGCCUGGUGAACCAAGCUGGGAAAGCCCCUGGGGCCCUGGAAGACCAGGAUGGCAUAUUGAGUGCAGUGCAAUGGGUUCUCACUAUUUAGGUCCUUCCUUUGAUAUUCACGGUGGAGGAAUGGAUUUGAUAUUUCCUCAUCAUGAAAAUGAAAUUGCGCAAAGUCGUGCUGCCUGUCCCGAGAGCAAAGUAAAUUAUUGGAUGCACAAUGGCUUUGUUAACAAAGACAAUCAGAAGAUGUCCAAAUCAGAUAAUAACUUCUUCACAAUCCGUGAUAUUAUUGCCAUCUAUCAUCCACUGGCUUUAAGAUUUUUCUUAAUGCGCACCCAUUAUCGAUCGGAUGUUAAUUAUUCUGACAGGCAGCUGGAUACAGCAUCUGAUCGUGUUUUCUAUAUAUAUCAGACUCUUCAUGAUUGUGAAGUUGCACUAUCACCGUUUUGUGAUGUCUACUCUAAGGCACAAGUCUCUGCUGAAGCCCAAAAACUGGUCGAGGAAUUCCAUGAAGAUUUCCUGGAUUCCAUGUCUGAUGAUUUACAUACAGCUAUUGUUUUGGAUAAACUUGAGAAUGUACUUAAGGCAAUAAACGGUACUUUGAGGAAGUUCAAGGGAAAGCAGCAGCAGCAACGGUUGUUUAAAGAUCUUAUUGCAUACGAAAAAGAAGUCAAGGAGGUUCUUGGUACUCUAGGCUUCAUGUCAUCUUCUACUUGUUCUGAGGUUCUGGAGCAGCUCAAGAAGUUGGCACUGAAGAGAGCAGGGCUCACAGACGAACAAGUACAGGAGAAAAUAGAGGAGAGAGCUUUAGCAAGGAAGAACAAGGAAUAUGAGAAAUCGGACUUGAUCAGGCAAGAGCUCUAUGCAAAGGGCAUCUCCCUAAUGGAUGAACCUAAAGGAACUACUUGGAGACCAAGCGAACCUCCUGAAUAGAAAUUUGAUGAGAGACUAAUAAACUUUGAGGUGGGUUCAUUUAUUUCUCUCCCGCUAUACGUAAAGUUGAGAUGUAUGAAGAGGAUGUCAAUUAGAUAACUUAUUAAGUAGAUAAACUUUGGGUUUGAUAAACCUGGGGAUUUCAUUUUGUAACUCGGAUGUUAAUUCCCUUGAGUGACUUAACUAACUGCCGUUGUAUUGACAUAUUACCAUGGAUUUUUUUUAUUCCCUCUCCCAUUUUUUAUUAGAAUUUAAAAACAGAUCAAGAGAUUGAGUA